Messenger RNA from Penicillium nucicola, 1536 nucleotides. RefSeq lists its product as uncharacterized. Gene Ontology annotation, cellular component: membrane. Gene Ontology annotation, molecular function: transmembrane transporter activity. The coding region runs from base 1 to 1536 and encodes 511 amino acids. Lineage: Eukaryota; Fungi; Ascomycota; Eurotiomycetes; Eurotiales; Aspergillaceae. The transcript has 4 exons. Gene Ontology annotation, biological process: transmembrane transport. The record is from RefSeq and is a predicted model, not a curated record.
AUGGCACGCAGUGAACAUGAAAUCAAUGACACGGACGUGAUGGGGGAGAAGGCGGACUUGUCGCAUGAAGAGGUUGCAUAUUUGACACAGCUCACACCUGAGGAGAAAAUACUUGAGAGGAAGCUUCGUCGACGUAUUGAUCUGUUGAUCAUGCCUUUAGUUAUCAUAGUCUAUCUCAUGAAUUAUAUUGACCGAAAUAACUAUGCUGCUGCGAAACUCCAAGGUCUUAUGGAAGAUCUCCAUAUUACUGAUCAGCAAUAUCAAACCGGUCUCUCUGUUUUAUUCGUUGCCUAUAUCUUGAUGCAAGUGCCUUCGAAUCUUCUGCUCAAUUACAUAGGUCGCCCCUCGCUUUACAUCGGAUUUUUUGUUUGUGCAUGGGGUCUUGUUUCCGCACUUACAAGCCAGGUCCAGAGCUAUGGGGGUAUUGUUGCUUGUCGCUUUAUACUAGGUUUGGUCGAAUGUCCCUUCUUUGGUGGGGUCUUGUUCUACCUUUCCAAGUGGUAUACUCAAAAAGAACUUGCCUUCCGAAUGAGUGUUUUCUACUCGGGCUCACUCCUCAGUGGUGCUUUUGGUAACCUGAUCGCUGCCGGCAUCUUGAACGGGUUGGCUGGCGCACACGGCAUAGCCGCCUGGCGCUGGCUCUAUAUCAUCGAAGGCUCUAUCACUUGCUUCAUUGGUUUGAUCAUAUGUGCAGUCCUGCCAGACUUCCCCGACACAUGGCGACUACUCUCGCCCGAAAUGCGAGCGGUCGCUAUAAAGCGACUGGCGAUUGAAGCAGCUGAAGCUGAUGUGGAUGAAGAGGGCGGCAUGAGUCAACUCAAAGGGCUCAAGUUAGCCGUACUAGACAUCAAGACCUGGGUCCUGGCUUUCGCCUACAUGUGCAUUGCCGGUGCAGGUGGAUUCCAAUACUUUUUUCCAACACUGACUGCCACCUUGGGCUACAGCAACUUCAUCUCGUUACUUCUGGUCGCACCGCCAUACAUCUUCCUUGUCUUCUAUAGUCUGCUCCACAGUUGGAUCUCCGAUCAAGUUGGCCAGCGCUUCUGGUUCUUCUUCUAUCCAAUUCCAAUCACAAUCAUCGGAUUCAUCAUCUUCAUGACUGUCGACUCAUUCGGGGUUCGAUACUUCUCGUUCUUUUUGAUGAACGCUACGUUUGCUCAGAAUGGUACUCUGUACUCCUGGAUUGCCAAUGCCUUACCGCGCCCUCCGGCUAAACGUGCUGCUGCUUAUGGUAUUAUCAAUGCUAUUGGAAAUUCGGCUAGUAUAUGGACCCCUUAUACCUACUAUGAUGCGCAGAGACCUUAUUAUCGCGUGGCGCUUGGUAUUUGUAUUGCUUUGCAGGUGCUGGGUGGCCUUGCUAGUGUCUUCUUGUUUUUCACUCUGCGUCUGCUUAACAAGCGUCAGCAGCGGCUUGAGAACGAGGAUGUGCCACUGGAUGAGAGAGAUUUGCGGCGGCUACAACUUACUGCUGACAAUGAAGGGGUUGAUAUCGCGGCUGCUCGGCGAUUGCAGAAGGGGUUCCGGUAUAUGCUUUAG